AUGGAUCCAACCAGCAGCCAAUUCAAUAAAUUAUACGAUGCAAUGUCAGAAUUUGUCAACACUGCCAUGGCAGGCUACGACCCAUCUCACAACCCAGCACAUGUUCACCGAGUCUUGAACCUAGCCAACAAAAUACUAGUCGCAGAGCAAGCCCUACACCCAGAAAAACAAUACUCAGCCUCAAUUGUCAAGCUAGCCGCCCUCCUGCAUGACAUCGGAGAUAGGAAGUAUCUACCAAGUCUAGAAUCCUUGAGCGACACCCGACUAGACCCAACAACAAUGGUCGAACAAGCACUUUUGGCCCAGGGAGCCUCAGCAGAUCUGGCAUCGAAGGUGCAAACGAUCGUCUCACAUGUGUCUUAUACAACUGAGUGCAAAGAUCCUUCUGUAAUCAAGCGCCUUAUCGAAGAGGGGUACAGCGAGCUUGCAAUUGUGCAGGAUGCUGACCGACUCGAUGCGCUGGGGGCUAUUGGAAUCGGACGCUGCUUCACAUUCCUCGGUUCUCAAGGGAAGAAGUUCGCUGUUGAUGGAAAGUGGGAGAUGGAUAACUCCAUUGAGCAUUUCGGGGAUAAGUUGGUGAAGUUGGAGGGUAUGAUGAAGACCGAGACAGGGAGGAAGAUGGCUCGAGCUCGGACGGAGAGAAUUGAGUUGUUUCGAGAAUGGUGGCGCGAGGAGAUUGAUUCUUCUUAG
Messenger RNA from Penicillium taxi, 690 nucleotides. RefSeq names its product HD domain-containing protein. The coding region runs from base 1 to 690 and encodes 229 amino acids. The record is from RefSeq and is a predicted model, not a curated record. Lineage: Eukaryota; Fungi; Ascomycota; Eurotiomycetes; Eurotiales; Aspergillaceae. The transcript has a single exon.